CGGGGUUACGUCACAGUACGUCACUAACGUGCGCCCAAACAUCGCGGCAGCGGGAAGUUGAGCGCUGAGGGGACCUUCUGUUCGGUCAGAUCGGACGAGGUGCCGCCAUGGCGCAGAGGAAGCGGCUGUCCGGCGCCCAGACGUCCUCUCAGGCCAAAAGGCCGUCGGGUUCCCAGGCUGCGCCGGAGGACGAGGACGACCAGACCUUCACCCUGCCCAGCAGCUCGCAGGUCCUCAGAGGGAUGGAGAGCCUGGCGCCCGGCCAGCUGGAGCAGAAGACUGCUGAGGUCGUCCAGUAUUUCCUGGUAAAAGACCAGAAGAAGUUUGCUAUCCGGCGAGCAGACAUCGUCAAACACGUCCUGAAGGAGCAGCGGAACAUCUACCCGGAGGUCAUGAGGAGGGCGGCGGCCACGUUCCAGCAGGUCUUCGGCCUGAAGCUGGUGGAGAUCGAGCAGAAGAACCACCUGUACAUCCUGAUCAACAGCCUGGAGCCGAGCGCCGCCGCGCCGCCCAGCAGCUCCACCAAUCCCAAGACGGGACUGCUGUUCGUCGUCCUGGGCCUGAUCUUCAUGAAAGGGGGCGUGGCCAGGGAGAACGUCGUCUGGAGCACGCUGAAGAAGCUGCGGAUCGAUCCCCGAGAGAAACAUGAAGAGUUCGGAGACGUCAGGAAGCUGCUGACCGAGGAGUUCGUCCGUCAGAGGUACCUGGAGUACAUCCGCAUCCCGCACACGGACCCGGUGGAGUUCGAGUUCGGCUGGGGUCAGCGCGCCGAGUACGAGGUGUCCAAACCCAGAAUCCUCAGCUUCAUGGGCGAGCUCCACCAGCAGGACCCUCAGACGUGGAGCCAGCAGUACCGAGAGGCUCACUCCUCCUCCUCCUCCACCCCCUCCCCCUCCCCCUCUCAGAGAUGACCUCCUGACCUCACAGUUUUCAUUCUGGACUCGUCCCGGCCUGAAGCGGACCUGAUGCUCCUGUUUCUGUUCCUCCUGUUGAAGAUUUCAUCUGUUGCAGGUUUUGUUGUUUGAUUAAAAUAAAGUUUUUAAAACGA
Salarias fasciatus (jewelled blenny) is the source of this 1048-nucleotide messenger RNA. RefSeq names its product necdin-like 2 (gene ndnl2). The coding region runs from base 108 to 911 and encodes 267 amino acids. The record is from RefSeq and is a predicted model, not a curated record. Gene Ontology annotation, cellular component: nucleus. NCBI's taxonomy places the organism in Eukaryota, Metazoa, Chordata, Actinopteri, Blenniiformes, Blenniidae. The transcript has 11 exons.